This is a messenger RNA of Cinclus cinclus, 2619 nucleotides long. It is a transcript of the gene MTCL3, whose product is annotated as MTCL family member 3. The transcript is spliced from 6 exons. NCBI's taxonomy places the organism in Eukaryota, Metazoa, Chordata, Aves, Passeriformes, Cinclidae. The record is from RefSeq and is a predicted model, not a curated record. The coding region runs from base 1 to 2619 and encodes 872 amino acids. Gene Ontology annotation, biological process: regulation of autophagy.
AUGAGCCAGCCGCCUGCAGGGGGCGCCGCCGCCGAGCCGCGCCUGCAUCCCGAGGGCAGCAGCGGCAGGAAGCAGCCGCGGGCAUCCUCGCCGGCCCGGGCCCGCGACGCCGCCCCGCGCCCUCCGCCCAGCACCGCCAAACCCGCGCCCGCCGCCGCCAAGGCCGCCUCGGCGCGGCCGCCGCCCGGCCAGGCUCCCCGAGCCGCCCGCGGCCGCGCCGCCGAGAAGCUGCCGCGGGGAGCUGUCCAGCCCGGAGCCGGUGCUGAACCACCGCCCGCCGCCGCCGGCAGAGGAGGAGCCGCCGCCGCCGCCGAGGAGCCGCUGCCGCCGGCGGGAGCCGCCGAGGAGGCGCCCCCUGCAGGGGGCGGCGGGGGAGAGCGGGAGGGGGCGGCAGCGCCGCCGCCCAGGCAGUGGCGGGGGAAAGCGGGGCGGUCCCCGCUGAAGGGCGCGGGGGAGGCGGCCCCGGCGUCUCCAUCUUCCUCGGGCGCGGGGAAGGGCCGCGGUGCGGCGGCGGGCGGCGGCGGGUACUGGAAGGAGGGAUGCCUGCAAAGUGAGCUCAUCCAGUUCCACCUCAGGAAAGGGCUGGCGGCGGCCGCCCAGAUGCAAACCAAAGGCAGCAACCACGGCAGCGGCAGCGGCGGAGCUUCCUCCGCUGCCUCCGCCGCCUCCGCGGCCGCCGCCCCGGCCGAGCAUCCCCCGGCCGUCUCCGCCUCCGCCUCCUCGCCCACUGCCAUGGCGGCAGCCGGGGCGGAAGGGCUGCGGCAGGGCGAGACGGAAGGCGACGGCAGGAGCUGCGGCCCCGAAGGCGACCUGAGCCCCCACCUGCAGGAGGAGAUGCAGGAAGAGAUGGAGAAACUGCGGGAGGAGAACGAGAGCCUCAAGAACGAGAUAGAUGAGCUGAGGACAGAGAUGGACGAGAUGAGGGACAGUUUCUUUGAGGAGGAUGCUUGUCAGCUUCAAGAAAUGCGCCAUGAACUGGAGCGAGCCAACAAGAACUGCCGGAUCCUUCAGUACCGGCUGCGCAAGGCUGAGCGCAAGAGGCUCCGCUACGCCCAGACCGGAGAAAUCGACAACGAGCUCAUACGCAGCAUGGAGCAGGACCUCAAGGUUGCAAAAGAUGUAUCGGUGAGACUUCAUCAUGAGUUAGAAAAUGUGGAAGAAAAACGUACUAUAACAGAAGAUGAAAAUGAAAAAUUAAGACAGCAGCUUAUAGAAGUUGAAAUUGCCAAACAAGCGCUACAGAAUGAAUUGGAAAAAAUGAAAGAGCAAUCAUUGAAAAGGAGAGGAAGCAAAGACCUACCAAAAUCAGAAAAAAAGUCACAGCAGACACCAACAGAGGAUGACAAUGAAGACCUGAAAUGCCAGCUACAGUUUGUCAAAGAAGAAGCAGCCUUGAUGAGGAAGAAAAUGGCUAAAAUUGAUAAAGAGAAAGACAGAUUUGAACAUGAGCUGCAAAAAUACAGAUCGUUUUAUGGGGAUUUGGACAGUCCCUUGCCAAAAGGUGAAGCAGGUGGGCCACCUACUACAAGAGAAGCUGAACUCAAGCUUCGAUUGAGGCUUGUGGAGGAGGAAGCUAACAUUCUCGGGAGGAAAAUAGUGGAACUAGAAGUAGAAAACAGAGGACUGAAAGCAGAGCUUGAUGAUUUAAGAGGAGAUGAUUUCUCAGGGACCACUAACCCGCUCCUGGGAGAGCAGAAUGAAUCCCUGUCAGAAUUACGACAGCAUUUGCAGCUAGUAGAAGAUGAAACAGAAUUGCUGAGGAGAAAUGUAGCUGAUUUAGAAGAACAAAACAAACGCAUAACAGCUGAGCUGAACAAAUACAAGUACAAGUCUGGGGCCCAUGAGAGCUCUAGGCACCAUGAUAAUGCCAAGACAGAAGCGUUACAGGAGGAGCUAAAAGCUGCACGAAUGCAGAUCAAUGAGCUGAGUGGCAAAGUCAUGCAACUCCAGUAUGAGAACAGAGUCUUAAUGUCCAACAUGCAGCGCUACGACUUGGCCUCUCAUCUUGGCAUCCGUGGCAGCCCUAGAGACAGUGAUGCAGAAAGUGAUGCAGGAAAAAAGGAGAGCGAUGAUGAUUCCCGCCCCCCUCACCGCAAGAGGGAAGGUCCCAUUGGUGGGGAAAGUGACUCCGAAGAGGUGCGCAACAUUCGGUGCCUGACACCCACAAGGUCUUUUUAUCCGACGCCGUCUGGGUGGCAGAAAAGCUUCACUGACAGGCAGCAGAUGAAGGACAUUCGCUCUGAAGCGGAGCGGCUGGGCAAGACAAUAGAUCGCUUAAUUUCCGACACGAGCACCAUCAUCACAGAGGCAAGAAUUUACGUAGCUAAUGGAGACCUCUUUGGACUGAUGGAUGAGGAAGACGAUGGCAGCAGAAUACGUGAGCAUGAGCUUCUGUACCGGAUCAAUGCGCAGAUGAAGGCCUUCAGGAAAGAGCUCCAGGCUUUCAUCGACAGACUCGAAGUUCCAAAGUCUUCGGACGAUCGAAGUGCCGAUGAACCUUUGUCAGUGAGUCAGAAUUGUUUCAGAGAGGUUUUGGGGAGCAAACUCCUUGCUGACUCAAGAUCUUUUGCCAUGAAAAAUGAAAAUUGCCUACUCUUAUCUUAUCAUGCAAUCCUAUAG